Oncorhynchus masou masou (cherry salmon) is the source of this 1754-nucleotide messenger RNA. RefSeq names its product WASP family member 2 (gene wasf2). The record is from RefSeq and is a predicted model, not a curated record. Gene Ontology annotation, cellular component: lamellipodium; cytoskeleton; SCAR complex. Lineage: Eukaryota; Metazoa; Chordata; Actinopteri; Salmoniformes; Salmonidae. Gene Ontology annotation, molecular function: Arp2/3 complex binding; actin binding; protein kinase A regulatory subunit binding. Gene Ontology annotation, biological process: positive regulation of Arp2/3 complex-mediated actin nucleation; actin cytoskeleton organization.
AGAAGUUUAACAAAUCUGGGACUACUCUGUGUUAUCCCAAGUCUCCCCACCCUGGUUACAGUAAACCGUCAUUUUUGUUUCUACUGAAAGAUUCAACCAAGCAACAAGACUGAUUUGGCUGACGGGAAGCCCCCCGCUACCCCUCUCGUCCCAGAAUGCCAUUGGUGACGAGGAACAUCGAGCCUCGCUAUGUGUGCCGCCAGACGAUCCCCAACACUAUCCGCAGCGAGCUGGAGUGUGUCACCAACAUUAGCCUUGCCAACAUCAUACGCCAGCUAGGCAGCCUCAGUAAGUAUGCAGAGGAUGUGUUUGGAGAGCUGUUUGUGCAGGCGGGGGUGUUUGCUGUCCGAGUGAACACACUGGGAGAGAGAGUGGACCGUCUACAGGUCAAAGUCACCCAGCUCGACCCUAAAGAGGAGGAGGUCUCUCUGCAGGCCAUCACCCAGAAGAAAGCGUUUCAUAGUAAUCUGACUCAGGACCAGCAGUUGUUCUGUAGACCCUCUCUACCGCUGCCUGUACAGGAGACCUAUCUGACCUGCAACCCACCUCCACCACUCAACAACCUCAGCCAGUACAGGGAUGAUGGUAAGGAUGCUCUGAAGUUCUACACAGAUCCCUCCUACUUCUUUGAUCUGUGGAAGGAGAAGAUGCUGCAGGACACGAAGGACAUCAUGAAGGAGAGACGCAAACACAGGAAGGAGAAGAAGGACAAUCAGAAUAUGCGGACUCUGAAUCCCAGGAAGAUCAAAACCAGGAAGGAUGAGUGGGAACGGCUAAAGAUGGGAGAGGAGUUUGUGGUGCCCAAGAAUGACAUGGGAGAAUCUCUUGAGGGUCUGAAUGGCAGUAUUGGUUCAGGAGAAGGCUGUUACUCCCCUGAUGGUUUGGACCAGAGUACUGGGUCGUACGCCUUCGAUCCUGGCUCCCCCCUCCCUCCCCCCGCCCCAGACGACUUCCUGCCCCCUCCACCCCCAGACAUGGCGUAUCAUGACGGACAGUACGGAGCAUCAACCCAAAAGCGCACCAGCGUUCUUAGCCCCACACACCCCCCUCCAGCCCCUCCCAUGCCCUCUACUGCUCCCAUUGGCACACGGCCCAACCUGGCCCCUCCUCCUGCCCCACCUCCUCCUCCCCCCUCCCCUGGCUUCGGAAUCCCUCCCCCUCCCCCCUCUGGAUUUGACUCUUCCCCUCCCACUCUCCCCUCUUCCUCUGCCUAUCUCCCCCCUGCCCCACCUCCUCCUUCCUAUCAGGCCUCCAUCUCUCCGCCUCCUCCCCCCUCUCUCCCCCAGGGUGGUGGCGCACCUCCUCCUCCUCCUCCUCCCCCGCCUCCCCCAGGCCCUCCUCCUCCCACUUCUGGCCCUCCUCCCCCCUCCUUCUCCAUUGGGGCUCCCCCUCCUCUUAAAUCCACCCAAGCUCAGCCAGAAGCCCCCGCUGACGCUCACAGUGACCUCCUGUCGGCUAUCCGGCAAGGUUUUAACCUACGUAAGGUGGAGGAACAGAAAGAGCAGGAGAAAAAGGAUAACUACGGCAACGAUGUGGCGGCCAUCUUGUCUCGCCGUAUUGCUGUGGAGUGCAGCGACAGCGAGGACGACUCCUCAGAGUUGGGAGAUGACGAUUGGUCCGAAUGAGACCUUCAUCACCUCCACCCUCAUGGUCUUCCUCGGUCCUCGUCAGAGAGAAUGCAUCAUAUCCUUAUCCCAUUACUUCUUUAUAAUCUAUGAUCUAAGGAGUAGAGGUCCAAAGAUAAGUGUGUGUGU